This is a messenger RNA of Erigeron canadensis, 1340 nucleotides long. RefSeq lists its product as uncharacterized. The record is from RefSeq and is a predicted model, not a curated record. The coding region runs from base 147 to 1214 and encodes 355 amino acids. The transcript has a single exon. NCBI's taxonomy places the organism in Eukaryota, Viridiplantae, Streptophyta, Magnoliopsida, Asterales, Asteraceae.
UAAAACAAACCAACAGUCUUUCUUUCCUAUCGAAAAAGAAAUCCCAAUCUCUAUCCUUUUUCAAGAAAUUGAAUGUUGGUCUUCACUAAUAUAUACAUAUAAGAAUAUUUUAUAUAUAUAGGUUGCAAAGAAGAACAGUAGUUAAUAUGAAGAGUGUCAAAGGGAAGUUCUUGAUGAAAUUGAAGACGAUUAAAACAAUCGGGUACUUGAAACCCGAUCGAAUCCUUCAGGUUAAUGCGGCCGACGGGUUUAUCGAUAGUUUCUUUUCGAAACCGAGCGAUAAAAGUGAACCCGUUUUGGUUUCUAAAGAAGAAAAACAGGGUAGUGUUGAAAUACAAGAACCAGAAGUUAUUGAUGUAACAGAACUAAUGAAGGAUCUUGAAGAUGGGUACGGGUCAGAAUCUGAUACGGGUUCUGACUUUGAAGAUUUUCGGCCCCUUAAUGUUGAUCCGAAGGUUUUUGACCCAGUAAGUGAGAAUUCAAAAGAUGUUGGUGGUACUACUUUAUCAGAGAUUGAUGUAUUGUCUUUCAAGCCACCGGAUUUGGAUUCGGGCACUCUGUUCGACCCGAAUCUGUUGGCAGCUUUUGAGCAGGCGGUUAUGGAGUUUAAAGCUCUAGAAGAACAGAGGAAAAACAGAGUAUUACAGAUCAUUGGUGAGAGUUUAGAUGAAGAACAUGAUCAAGAUUCAGAAAGGCCAUUAAAAUCUUUGAAAUUGGAAGAAAUCGAUAACCCCCUUUCGGAUUUCGAAAGAAUUUGUCCACCGGGAGGAAGUGAUUCGGUGGUUUUGUAUACAACGGGCCUAAGAAGUAUCCGAAAGACGUUUGAAGAUUGUUCAAGUAUUCGAUUUUUACUUGAUAGUUUUCGGGUUUUAUACCAAGAACGUGAUUUAUCGAUGCACAUGGAUUUUAGAGAUGAGCUAUGGCGGAUCUUGGGCAGAAAAAUAGUACCUCCAAGGUUGUUUAUAAAGGGAAGGUACAUUGGAGGAGCAGAGGAGGUUUUACGAUUGCACGAACAGGGGAAGUUUAGACCACUUUUGGCUGGAAUUCCGGUGAAUACUUCGGAUGGCCUGUGUAAGGGGUGUGUAGGGAUUCGGUUUGUGGUGUGUUUUAGUUGCAGUGGUAGCCGUAAGGUGGAUUCCGGUGAUGGUGGGUUACCGGAGAAGUGUAUGGAGUGUAAUGAGAAUGGACUGAUAAAAUGUCCAAUUUGCUGCUGAAUUUGUUUUGGUCUCACCUGUGUUGAUUUGGAGGGUGCAGUCAUUAUUAAUUGAUAAUGAAAUGUGUUUGAAUUCUUGUAUUCAUUAUUUUGUCAUUUAUAAUUCAUGAUUCCUGAUUUCCUGUUA